Molecule: messenger RNA, 1961 nt
Organism: Rattus norvegicus (Norway rat)
Lineage: Eukaryota; Metazoa; Chordata; Mammalia; Rodentia; Muridae
Gene: Mocs3
Product: molybdenum cofactor synthesis 3
Exons: 1
Coding region: 15-1391 (458 amino acids)
Biological process (GO): tRNA thio-modification; tRNA wobble position uridine thiolation; tRNA wobble uridine modification
Cellular component (GO): cytoplasm; cytosol
Molecular function (GO): nucleotidyltransferase activity; ubiquitin-like modifier activating enzyme activity; molybdopterin-synthase adenylyltransferase activity
Source: RefSeq, marked provisional
CGGAAGACGCUGUCAUGGCUGCCCCGGAGGACGUAGCAGCCUUACAAGAUGAGAUUGCCCGGCGUGAGGAAGAGCUAGCUUCGCUAAAGCAGAGGCUGGCUGCAGCCCUAGCGGUUGAGCCGGAGCCCGAGCGUCCGAUCCCGGUAAUGCCGCUGCCGUCCAGGGCCGCGCUGUCGCGGGACGAGAUCCUACGCUAUAGCCGCCAGCUGCUGCUGCCGGAGCUGGGCGUGCGAGGUCAGCUGCGCCUGGCAGCCGCUUCUGUGCUGGUGGUGGGCUGCGGCGGGCUGGGCUGCCCGCUUGCUCAGUACCUGGCGGCGGCCGGCGUGGGCCGUUUGGGUUUGGUGGACCACGACGUGGUGGAGACGAGCAAUCUAGCCCGUCAGGUGCUGCACGGGGAGGCGCAGGCAGGGCAUGCCAAGGCUUGGUCGGCGGCCGCGGCGCUGCGCCGCCUCAACUCGGCGGUGGAGUAUGUGCCCUAUGCGCGCGCGCUCAGCGAGGCUUGGGCGCUCGACCUGGUCCGUGGCUACGAUGUGGUGGCCGACUGCUCGGACAAUGUGCCCACGCGCUACCUGGUGAACGAUGCGUGCGUGCUGGCCGGCCGGCCGCUAGUGUCUGCCAGUGCGCUGCGCUUCGAGGGUCAGAUGACCGUCUAUCACUACGAUGAUGGGCCCUGCUACCGCUGCGUGUUCCCUCGGCCGCCCCCGGCCGAGACGGUGACUAAUUGUGCGGAUGGCGGCGUGCUCGGAGUGGUGCCCGGUGUACUAGGCUGCGUGCAAGCCCUCGAGGUGCUCAAGAUCGCUGCUGGCCUCGGGACCACCUACAGCGGUAGCAUGCUACUCUUCGACGGCCUCGGGGGCCAUUUCCGCAGGAUCCGGCUGCGGCGCCGUCGGCCCGACUGCGUCGUGUGCGGUCAGCAGCCCACCGUGACCUGCCUGAAGAACUAUGAGGCCUUCUGCGGCUCCUCAGCCACCGACAAGUGCCGCUCCUUGAAGCUCCUGAGCCCCGAGGAGCGGAUUUCUGUGACUGACUACAAGCGGCUUCUGGAUUCUGGGGUACCCCACGUGUUGCUGGACGUUCGGCCUCAAGUAGAGGUGGACAUUUGCCGUCUGCAGCAUUCUCUCCACAUCCCUUUGAGUCUGUUGGAACGCAGGGAUGCAGACAGCCUGAAACUCUUAGGGGCUGCCCUCCAGGAGGAGAAGCGAAAUUCACAGGAAGGAGCUGCUCUUGCCGUGUAUGUGAUUUGCAAACUGGGGAACGACUCACAGAAAGCUGUGAGGGUCCUGCAGUCCUUAACAGCAGUGCCAGAGUUAGACUCUUUAAAGGUUCAAGACAUUUCGGGGGGACUCAUGGCCUGGGCUGCCAAAAUUGAUGGGACUUUUCCACAGUACUGAGGGGAGAGCUGUGAUCCCAGUAGAUGAUGGCUGUGGUAGCCUUUCCUAUAAUGUAGAAGAGCCUGGAUCCACAAUCUCUGAAUAAGUGGACUCUUUCUUUGCAAGGAGCCUUUCGAGAAAACAAGAUGGCGUCGUCUCUGAGAGCUGCCUUGAUUUAGGCACUCAUGUAGUACCUUCGAUAUGUGACAUGGAAUAUGACGGGAUUUUUGUUUCCUGUGUGGUCCGAUCAAAGUGCUCUCCGGGCCAUCCAGUGCUCUCCGGGCCAUCCAUCUUCUACUUGGAAUUAAGAUGCAGCUCUUACUGUGUCUUAGUCUAACCGAAUCACUUGCAUUCAGCCCGUUUUUAAAUUACGAUGUUCUUUGCAGAGAUGGCUUAGCACUGGCUGUCCCCCGUGGGGGAUCCUGGUUUGACUCCCAGGACUCUUUGUGUUGGCUUGGAACUGCCUGUAACUCCAGUUGCACGUGAUCAUAUGCAGUCUCCCUGCCUACUCCAGCUCCAGGCAGGGUCUUGGUGCACAGACAUAUAUGCAGUCAAAACACAAAGGUUUAAAAUCUAAGGAAAAAAGUUUUU